UAAAAGAGUAAACUUUGAAUAUUAUUACUAUUUUAAUUUUGGUGUAGAAUUAGCGGGUGUAACCAUGGAAACGUGGACGAAUAUGAGAUGAAGACAAAGCUGUCUGAUUCUAUGAUUUAUUUCCCUUUUCCUAAAACCUUGGAACAUCAUCAUCAGCUGAGCUAAAAUAAAAUAAAUCUUGGAAUACAGAUGAAGAAUGGAGAGAGAGUGGAGGAGUUCACGGCAGGGUAUUACGGUUUGUGUGCGGCGGCUGGAAUGCUCAGCGCUGGUGCCACCCAUCUCGCAAUCACCCCUCUCGACGUCUUGAAGGUUAAUAUGCAGGUGAAUCCAGUGAAAUAUAAGGGGAUCAUGUCAGGGUUUAGUAUCCUGUGCAGAGAAGAAGGGGCUCGUGGUGUUUGGAAGGGUUGGUCUAGCAAACUAUUGGGAUAUGGUGUACAAGGUGGAUGUAAAUUUGGUCUUUAUGAAUAUUUCAAGAACAUUUAUGGUGAUUUAUUGGCUGCUGACCGGAGGAGCAGCAAUAAAAAGGGUUUGGUAUUUUUCAUGAGCAGUGCUUCUGCUCAAAUAUUUGCUGAUGUUGCUCUUUGCCCCUUUGAAGCUGUCAAGGUUCGUGUUCAAACCGAUUCCACUUUUGCCAAGGGCUUGUCUUCUGGUUUUCCCAAACUUUAUGCCAAUGAAGGCUUUUAUGGAUUCUACAAAGGUCUUCUUCCGCUUUGGGGGCGUAACCUGCCAUUCUCGAUGAUUAUGUUUACAACAUUUGAGCAUUCUGUGGAGGUGAUGCAUCGAAAAAUAAUAAAAAGAAAGAGGGAAGAUUGCUCGAGAGCCCAACAACUGACGGUGACAUGUUUAGCUGGGUAUGCAGCUGGAGCUGUUGGUACUGUUAUCUCUAAUCCUGCAGACAAUAUUGUUUCAUCCCUUUACAAUAAAAAGGCUGCUACCAUAAUGCAGGCAGUAAAGAAUAUCGGAGUUAGGAAUUUGUUCACUAGAAGCCUUCCUGUUCGAAUUGCAAUUGUGGGGCCUGUUGUUACUCUGCAGUGGUUUUUGUAUGACAGCAUCAAAGUGUUUAAUGGACUGCCUGCUAGUGGAGGGCUGAGAAGGCAUAUUCUGAAAGAUGCUGAAUUAGUAACACCUUAGUCAAUAAUGUCAACCUAAUAAAACAAUUUGUUUUCAUGGAUAUAGAAAUAUAAUAUUUUUUAGCAGAAACAAAUUAAGAUGGUGGAGUUUCGAGUUCUCGUUUAACAAUUUUCAAAGGUUUGCUGGUAAUGAAGAGAUCGAUCACCCACCGCCUUCUUUCGAGUUGAUAUGAUCAAACUUGUUUCGGCAAAUGCAACCAGUUUUUGUUUGCAGCUGUUGUUGUUGUGUGAUUUGUGUAAUGUGAAUGAAUGUAAAUAUACCCUGUGUUAAAUUGCAGUUACAAUAAUUAGAAAUUAGGAUUGGUAGAAUGGACUACUACUGAAGAAGCUAUAUUGUAUCAUAUUUGUAGGUAGUAAGUAAUAACCAAGUUAUUGGUCUACCCACGUUUUCAGUUUUUGUUGACCUGGUCAACUUUGAUUCUUCUUGUGCCUAACAUUUUAAUUUCACUAAUCUUUUACUAUU
Erythranthe guttata (spotted monkey flower) is the source of this 1593-nucleotide messenger RNA. It is a transcript of the gene PHT3;3, whose product is annotated as phosphate transporter 3;3. Lineage: Eukaryota; Viridiplantae; Streptophyta; Magnoliopsida; Lamiales; Phrymaceae. Gene Ontology annotation, biological process: mitochondrial phosphate ion transmembrane transport. Gene Ontology annotation, molecular function: phosphate transmembrane transporter activity. Gene Ontology annotation, cellular component: mitochondrial inner membrane. The record is from RefSeq and is a predicted model, not a curated record.